AUGAUCGCAUUACAACAAUCUACAUCCGCGCCAGAUCCUCUCUCUGUUCCAUUAAAUGCUCCGGAACACUGUCCAGGCACCGAGUCCGAGCUUGCAGGCAAGGCCGACGCAUGCGCUGGAUGUGCAAACCAAGAGAUCUGUGCUUCAGGACAGACAAAAGGUCCGGACCCUGCUCUCCCAUUGGUGAGAGAGCGUAUGUCUACUGUGAAGCGAAAGAUACUCGUGCUCUCCGGGAAGGGAGGUGUUGGCAAGUCCACCUUCACCGCUCAGCUCGGAUGGGCCUUCGCUGCUGAUGAACAGCUACAGACAGGCAUCAUGGACGUAGACAUCUGUGGCCCGUCCAUCCCCACUAUCCUCGGCAUUGCAUCCGAGCAAGUCCAUGCAUCAUCCUCGGGCUGGUCUCCCGUCUACGUGCAAGAUAACUUGAGCGUCAUGUCUGUCGGUUUUAUGCUCCCCUCAUCCAAGGACGCGGUCAUGUGGCGAGGGCCGAAGAAGAACGGGCUCAUCUCCCAAUUCCUCAAAGACGUCGACUGGGGCACGCUUGACUACCUCGUUAUCGAUACUCCCCCGGGUACGUCCGACGAGCACCUCAGCGUCGUGCAAUAUCUCAAGGAGAGCGGCAUCGAUGGUGCUGUGGUCAUCACGACUCCGCAGGAGGUCGCGCUGCAGGACGUGCGGCGCGAGAUUGACUUUUGCCGGAAAGUCGGCAUUCGGGUGCUUGGUCUAGUGGAGAAUAUGUCGGGCUUUGUUUGUCCGAACUGCAAAAAUGAGUCGCAGAUAUUCAAGCCGAGCACGGGUGGCGGGCGAAGACUCGCUCAGGACAUGGGGGUGGACUUCCUGGGCGCUAUCCCUCUCGAUCCUCGUAUAGGCAAGAGCGCAGACUACGGCGUCAGCUUCCUGGAUGAAUAUUCAGAUAGCCCUGCAAGUCAGGCCUACUUGGACAUCAUUGACAAGCUAAGAGAGAAACUAGGCGACUAG
Messenger RNA from Laetiporus sulphureus 93-53, 978 nucleotides. RefSeq names its product P-loop containing nucleoside triphosphate hydrolase protein. Lineage: Eukaryota; Fungi; Basidiomycota; Agaricomycetes; Polyporales; Laetiporaceae. The transcript has 4 exons. Gene Ontology annotation, biological process: iron-sulfur cluster assembly. The record is from RefSeq and is a predicted model, not a curated record. Gene Ontology annotation, molecular function: ATP-dependent FeS chaperone activity; 4 iron, 4 sulfur cluster binding; ATP binding. Gene Ontology annotation, cellular component: cytosol. Bases 1 to 978 code for a protein of 325 amino acids.